GACUGCCCAUCUAAAAAAAUUUCCAAGAUGGCGGAACCCGUCACGGGCUGAGUCCGUCGGUGGCGCGCUCCGCGCCUGGGGUGCCAUCGCCGCGCAGCGUCCCCGCCUCACCCGCCGCCCAGGUUCCUAUUUUAAAAGCUAUUGGAAGACACUCUGCCACCCUCUUGGAUUACUUCCCAUACGACUCAGCAUGUCACUGUGCCCUGGAUUUUACAAGGUGGCCAUGAUUUAAUCCCCACUUCCCACUCCUAUGUAUUGGUGAAGCACUGGAGCUCUUUUGAGCUGCUGUUACUCCCGUGGCAGCUGAUCUGUCUGCAAUCCCUUCUCCCAAGGACUAGACAUUGCCAGCAAUGAGCUCCCAAAGCCAUCCAGAUGGGCUUUCUGGCAGAGACCAGCCAGUGGAGCUGUUGAAUCCACCUCGAGUGAACCACAUGCCCAGCUCUGUUGACGUGAGCACAGCCCUGCCCUUGCAAGUGGCGCCCAGCUCGGUGCCCAUGGACCUGCGGCUGGACCACCAGUUCUCCAUGCCGGUGACGGAGCCCACGCUGCGGGAGCAGCAGCUGCAGCAGGAGCUGCUGGCCCUCAAGCAGAAGCAGCAGAUCCAGAGGCAGAUCCUGAUCGCGGAGUUCCAGCGGCAGCACGAGCAGCUCUCCCGGCAGCACGAGGCGCAGCUGCACGAGCACAUCAAGCAGCAGCAGGAGAUGCUGGCCAUGAAGCAUCAGCAGGAGCUGCUGGAGCACCAGAGGAAGUUGGAGCAGCACCGGCAGGAGCAGGAGCUGGAGAAGCAGCACCGAGAGCAGAAACUGCAGCAGCUGAAAAACAAAGAGAAGGGGAAAGAGAGUGCAGUGGCAAGCACAGAAGUGAAGAUGAAGUUGCAGGAAUUUGUGUUGAACAAGAAGAAGGCUCUGGCCCACCGGAAUCUCAACCACUGCAUAUCCAGCGACCCUCGCUUCUGGUACGGGAAGACCCAGCACAGCUCUCUGGACCAGAGCUCCCCACCCCAAAGCGGCGUCUCCGGCACCUACAACCACCCAGUCCUGGGCAUGUACGAUUCCAAAGACGACUUCCCACUCAGAAAAACAGCCUCUGAGCCCAACCUGAAGCUGCGCUCCAGGCUAAAGCAGAAGGUGGCAGAGAGGAGGAGCAGCCCCCUCCUGCGCAGGAAGGACGGGCCCGUGGUGACGGCGCUCAAGAAGCGCCCGCUGGACGUCACAGGUACGGCGGACUCUGCAUGCAACAGCGCUCCUGGAUCCGGUCCCAGCUCUCCGAACAACAGCUCCAACAACAUCAGCACUGAGAAUGGAAUUGCAGGAUCAGUCACCAGUAUCCAGGCAGAGACCAGCCUGGCUCACAGGCUCGUCAACCGCGAGGGCUCCGUGACGCAGCUCCCGCUCUACACCUCGCCCUCCCUGCCCAACAUCACCCUGGGACUGCCUGCCACCGGCCCCUCCAGCGCGGGCCAAGCGCAGCAGGACGCAGAGAGGCUCGCAAUCCCAGCCUUACAGCAGCGGAUCUCCUUAUUCCCUGGCACUCACCUCACUCCCUACCUGAGCACUACAACGUUGGAGAGGGAUGGGGGAACUGCACACAACCCUCUCCUGCAGCACAUGGUCCUACUGGAACAGCCAACUGCACAAACGCCCCUGGUCACAGACUGGUAUCUUUCAGGACUGCCCCUGCACGCACAGCCCCUGGUGGGUGGAGACAGGGUCUCCCCUUCGAUCCACAAGCUGCGGCAGCACCGCCCGCUGGGGCGCACCCAGUCUGCUCCCCUGCCCCAGAACGCCCAGGCCCUCCAGCAGCUGGUCAUCCAGCAGCAGCACCAGCAGUUCCUGGAGAAACACAAACAGCAGUUCCAGCAGCAGCAGCUGCACAUCAGCAAGAUCAUCUCCAAGCCCGCCGAGCCGGCGCGGCAGCACGAGAGCCACCCCGAGGAGACGGAGGAGGAGCUGCGCGAGCACCAGGCGCUGCUGGAGGAGCCCUACGGCGAGCGGGCCGCGGGCCACAAGGAGCCCCCAGCGCUGGCCAGCCUGGUGCAGGUCAAACAGGAGCCCAUCGAGAGCGACGAGGAGGAGGCAGAGCCCCAGCAGGAGCUGGAGGCCGGCCAGAGGCAGGCGGAGCAGGAGCUGCUCUUCCGCCAGCAAGCCCUGCUCCUGGAGCAGCAGAGGAUCCACCAGCUGAGGAACUACCAGGCGUCGCUGGAGGCGGCCGGCAUGCCCGUGUCCUUCGGGGGACACCGGCCCCUGUCGCGGGCACAGUCCUCCCCUGCCUCAGCCACCUUCCCCAUGUCCGUGCAGGAGCCUCCCACUAAGCCAAGGUUCACAACAGGCCUUGUGUACGACACCUUGAUGCUGAAGCACCAGUGCACCUGUGGAAACACCAACAGCCACCCUGAGCACGCAGGCAGGAUCCAGAGCAUCUGGUCCAGGCUCCAGGAGACGGGGCUGAGGGGCAAGUGUGAGUGCAUCCGUGGCAGGAAGGCGACGCUGGAGGAGCUGCAGACGGUUCACUCGGAGGCGCACACGCUGCUCUAUGGCACAAACCCUCUCAACAGGCAGAAACUGGACAGCAAGAAGCUUCUAGGUUCCCUCACGUCGAUGUUUGUCAGGCUGCCUUGCGGUGGUGUCGGGGUGGACAGUGACACCAUUUGGAACGAGGUGCACUCGUCAGGCGCCGCUCGCCUGGCCGUGGGCUGUGUCAUCGAGCUGGUGUUCAAAGUGGCCACAGGAGAGCUGAAGAAUGGGUUUGCUGUUGUCCGGCCCCCGGGUCACCACGCGGAGGAGAGCACACCCAUGGGUUUCUGCUAUUUUAACUCCGUGGCAAUCGCAGCCAAGCUGCUCCAGCAAAGGCUCAACGUGAGCAAAAUCCUCAUCGUGGACUGGGAUGUCCACCACGGGAAUGGUACCCAGCAGGCCUUCUACAACGACCCCAACGUGCUCUAUAUCUCACUCCAUCGCUACGACGACGGCAACUUCUUCCCAGGCAGCGGCGCUCCAGAUGAGGUUGGCACAGGAGCAGGAGUUGGUUUCAACGUUAACAUGGCAUUUACUGGUGGCCUGGAUCCGCCCAUGGGAGACACGGAAUAUUUAACUGCCUUCAGGACAGUGGUGAUGCCCAUUGCCAACGAGUUUGCCCCAGAUGUUGUGCUGGUGUCGUCUGGUUUCGAUGCUGUGGAAGGGCACCCCACACCCCUGGGAGGAUAUAACCUGUCAGCAAAAUGCUUCGGGUACCUGACGAAGCAGCUGAUGGGGCUGGCCGGGGGCCGCGUGGUGCUGGCCCUCGAGGGCGGCCACGACCUCACGGCCAUCUGCGACGCCUCGGAGGCCUGCGUGUCUGCCCUGCUGGGAAACGAGCUUGACCCUCUUCCAGAGAAGGUUUUCCAGCAGAGAGCAAACGCUAACGCCGUGCAUUCCAUGGAGAAGGUCAUCGAGAUCCACAGCAAGUACUGGCAUUCCCUGCAGCGUUUCGCCUCCACGGUGGGAUAUUCCCUGGUGGAGGCCCAGAAGUGUGAGAACGAGGAGGCGGAGACGGUGACGGCCAUGGCAUCGCUGUCGGUGGGUGUGAAGCCGGCGGAGAAGAGACCUGAGGACGAACCCAUGGAAGAGGAGCCUCCCCUGUAGCAGCCACCUUCGAGCUGGAGUUCUCCUGUCUGUUCGUCUUCGUCUUGAAGCUCUGCCAAGAAGCUUUCUCUUGUUACUCCUGCGUCCUGUCACGGUUAUUUCCCGAACACGGAAGGACAGCCAGGUGUAAAGCAAAGCAAGCGACACAAAAAAACAAAUCUCUCCGCAUCUUUGAGUCUCUUUUUGCUGAAAAAGCCACGCUGGUGAAGAGCAGCAAAGGACUGACACGUUGGGCACUCGCGUUCCUCUGGUCCUCACCGCGAGCAGAAAGAGGAACGAUGCCCGGGAAGUCUUUGGCAGAGUUGCCAAACAAAAAAAAAACCACAAAAACGAAACGCGAGAAUAAUAAAGAAAUCAAAGAUUCAACAACACAAAUCAAACAAACCUUAACGUAAAACUGGUGCUUACAAAGUUGAUUACCCACAACUGAGCAAUCUCCGCUUGAACCACUCAACCCAUCGUGUACUUUCAUUUCUUGGAUAUUUGGAAAUGGCUCUUGCCUGCCUGUGCGUCACGACAGCUCUUGUCAGAACUGGAACGUUGGGAGAUGAUGGUGGAUUUUUAACGGGGAGGGACAGGGAACGAGGACUCACCUGACACCUAAAGGAAAGGGAAGCAGAAGGGGGGGAAUGGUAGCCCAGAUGGAGUCGGCUUUAUUGUCUCCAAAGCCAUCUGAAGAUGAGUUUGUGCCUUUUUUUUUAAUUGAUGGAUUCGGUGCAGCUGGAUUUUCUGAAGUUUGAGGAACAAUGCCUUAAGUAAAAAUUAAUUAAAAAAACAAAACACACACGAAAACAAACAAAAAACCAAAAAAAAAAAAAAAAAGAAAAAAAAAAAAAAGAA
Messenger RNA from Zonotrichia leucophrys gambelii, 4460 nucleotides. It is a transcript of the gene HDAC4, whose product is annotated as histone deacetylase 4. Gene Ontology annotation, molecular function: histone deacetylase activity. The transcript is spliced from 27 exons. The record is from RefSeq and is a predicted model, not a curated record. Gene Ontology annotation, biological process: negative regulation of transcription by RNA polymerase II. NCBI's taxonomy places the organism in Eukaryota, Metazoa, Chordata, Aves, Passeriformes, Passerellidae. Bases 351 to 3620 code for a protein of 1089 amino acids.